This is a messenger RNA of Pecten maximus, 807 nucleotides long. Its product is annotated as protein NYNRIN-like. Gene Ontology annotation, molecular function: nucleic acid binding. Lineage: Eukaryota; Metazoa; Mollusca; Bivalvia; Pectinida; Pectinidae. The transcript has a single exon. Gene Ontology annotation, biological process: DNA integration. The coding region runs from base 1 to 807 and encodes 268 amino acids. The record is from RefSeq and is a predicted model, not a curated record.
AUGGACCAGAAAGAUUACAUAACGGCAACCUUUGAAUAUUUCGCUGAUUCAGAAAAGGCUGUUCGUGUAUGUCAAACCAAUACUCAGGACAAUGUACAUGAUCUAGAAGACGAAGAUGAAGCAAGCAUAGAUGAUGACCAAUUGAAAGACUUUUAUGAGGAAUUUCAAACAAAUCCAGUUCUUUCACAGCUACAGCACCAAUGUCCAGAUUUUGCCAGCAUCUUUAGUUACAAGAAAGAUGGACCGGUACCUGACAACCACAUUACUGCAAGGAAGGUGGUAGCUGAAGCUUUCAAUUAUGAAAUCAGGGAUGGAAUUUUAUGUCACAUUUUCCAAAGAAGAUUCAAGAAUAAAGAAGCAACAGAAAGGCUGGUUUUUCAAGUAGCGGUACCACAAUGUCUUCGACAUGAAGUUCUCCUUGCUUAUCAUGACAGUAAAGUAGCUGGUCACCAGGGACAUGAGCGGACAUAUGAGGCAGUCAGAAGCAAGUAUUAUUGGCCUCGAAUGUACCAAGAAAUUAAAGACUAUGUUCAGGGUUGUGAAAUAUGCCAACAAACUAUACGACACUCAGCUGGUCGUCCUACACCACUCAAUCCGAUGCCAGUAGAAGACGUCUUCAGUAGAUGGCACAUGGACAUACUAGGAGGACUACCUACAACUACAGAAAAGUACAAAUACAUACUCCUGGUAGUAAAUAGCGCUUCAAAAUGGUGCGAGGCACUUCCAUUGAAAACACAGGCUGCAACUGAAAUUGCAAAUGUUUUGUUCAAAGAGAUUUUUACACGCUAUGGUAUCAGAUCGAGGUAA